AUGGCUCCCAGAGUAAAUAGUGUGGCUUGGGAGCAUUUUACGGACAAAGGGCAACAAAUGGCUGAGUGUAAUAUUUGUAAAAUACAACUGAGUUUUAAAAGUUCUGUAUCAAACCUUACAAAACACAUUAAACGUAAACAUCCAUUCGUAAAUUUAGUCAGAAACAACGACGUUCCAGCGCCAGUGAUGACAUCUCAGACUAACCGGCAACCACCAAUAUCUGACCAAUCUGCUGGAAUAGUUCAACAACCUGAAGAGAAUCGCAAUAGUUCCCAAAUUCAAAAUGAAGAGCAACAGCUAUCGGAUCUAGAAGCAAAUCCUCUACCUCAGCCACAAAUUAAUUUAGUAUGGCAGCACUAUGUUGAAAAAAUGAAAAAUAUUCAACCCAAGGGCACGGCAACUUCUCGAGCGAUUUUAGAUGUUCAAAGAUAUUUGGACGAUAAAGUUGUUUUGCCAUGUGAGAAUAUGUCACCACUAUAG
Parnassius apollo (apollo) is the source of this 480-nucleotide messenger RNA. The record is from the annotation of a GenBank genome assembly. NCBI's taxonomy places the organism in Eukaryota, Metazoa, Arthropoda, Insecta, Lepidoptera, Papilionidae.